Messenger RNA from Suillus paluster, 1012 nucleotides. RefSeq lists its product as uncharacterized. NCBI's taxonomy places the organism in Eukaryota, Fungi, Basidiomycota, Agaricomycetes, Boletales, Suillaceae. The record is from RefSeq and is a predicted model, not a curated record. The transcript has 7 exons. The annotation marks the transcript as partial.
CUUACGGUCCCAAUCUGAGGACAGUCGAGCGCCCAUUGCCAGUUCGCGAUCGGUAAAGUCGUGGUUUGGGUACCGCAGUACGACUCGGAGCAUGUCGCCGACACUGGAGUUCACUCUGGAAGGGUUUAGUCCGAUUGGCACCGGGAUUUAUCUCCGGGAUAUCCGUGAGCAAUGCCAGGAUACUGCAUCACCAAACGUCAUUUUGAUAUUCGGAUGGAUCUUAUCUGACAAGUUGUGUCCACAGUGGGAGCAACAACUUAGGCAUUUGCAGAAUUAUACCCAUGUAUACACCAAAUUAUAUCCAAACGCGUCUCAAAUCGUUGUUCGAUGCAAUCCCGACGUCUUCUGGACUACCACUAGGACUUCGCAACGGCGCCUCGUACCUGUUAUUGAUGCCUUAGAAGCACUGCAUUGCUUGCCAUCUUCCUCUCCUACCCAACGGCCUCCCCGCAUACUCACUCACGCAUUUUCCAAUGGAGGUUCCCUGCAGAUGACACUUCUUGGACAUAUGCUGCAGCGGAAAUAUGGUUCUGCAUCAGUUCAAGGGUUAUUCACCAGCGCAUUGAUCCUUGACUCAUGUCCAGCAGUGGGUAACCUGAAAACAAUCAAACUCGCUUUCACCGCUGUCGUCCGGAACCCAAUUCUCAGAUUUAUCGUGCUCACCGCUAUGUACACGCUGCACUUUAUCGGCCUCGGCUUCUCUCUGCUGUUCGGUAAACGAGUGAUGUUGAUGGAAAACCUCCGGAUCGAAAUGUGGAAUUCCCGCAUCCUACCAUGGAUGGGCCUCCACACACCCCGCCUCUACCUUUUCUCGCGCAAGGAUAAAUUGAUUCCGUGGCAAGAUGUCACGAAACAUGCUGAGACUGCGAAGGAGCGCGGAAUGGAUGUACAUUGCGAGCUGUUUGAAGAGAGCGACCAUGUAGCACACAUCCGGAUCGAGCCAGAAAGGUAUUGGUCUUCGGUACAGAGCGUUUGGGCGGUCGCAAUCUCCAAGGAAAAGGACAAGGAUUAG